AUGAACCAUUUUAGAGCUUGUGGUAGAUCAAUUAACCUCCUACGCCGACUUUCCACCCCUCUCCCCACCUCUUCGCUCUCUGCAAAGUCCAGCCCUUUCUCUCUAGCUGUCCAACCGACCACUAUCCGACGCACCAUGGCCUCCGCAAUGGCAAAGCGCCUCGAGGGCAAGACUAUCGUUAUUACCGGCGCUUCCUCCGGUAUCGGAAAGAGCACGGCCCUGGAGUUCGCGCGCACCUCGCCCAAGAACCUGAAGCUUAUCGUGACGGCGCGCCGUAUUGACGCACUGAACCAACUCGCUGCUGAGAUCAAGGCGGAAGUUGGUGAUGGUGUCAAGGUGCACCCGGUCAAGCUGGACGUUAGCAACCCGGAGGAGAUCAAGAAAUUCGUUCCCUCUCUGCCAGAGGAGUUCAAGGAGAUCGAUGUCCUUGUCAACAAUGCUGGUCUCGUCAAGGGCGUUGCCCAUGCUGGCGACAUCGCCACCGAAGAUAUGAACGUCAUGUUCAACACCAACGUUACCGGUCUCAUCCACAUGACCCAGGCUGUUCUCCAAAUCUUCAAGAAGCGACCCGAGGGCGGCCGCGGUGACAUUAUCAACAUUGGAAGCAUUGCUGGCCGUGAUCCCUACCCCGGUGGAGGCAUCUACUGCGCCACCAAGGCGGCCGUCCGCUCCUUCACCGAGUCGAUGCGCAAGGAGCUUAUCGCUACACGGAUUCGCAUCAUUGAGAUUGACCCCGGGCAGGUUGAGACUGAGUUUUCUGUUGUGCGAUUUUACGGUGACAAGUCCAAGGCCGACGCUGUUUACAAAGGUGUUGAGCCUUUGACCGGCGAGGAUAUCGCCGAGGUUGUUGUCUUCGCUGCCGGGCGACGGGAAAACGUCGUCAUUGCGGAUACUCUGGUCUUCCCCAACCACCAGGCUGGCGCCGGUACUAUGCACCGCAAGUCAUAG
This is a messenger RNA of Penicillium cinerascens, 948 nucleotides long. RefSeq names its product SDR family oxidoreductase. Bases 1 to 948 code for a protein of 315 amino acids. Gene Ontology annotation, cellular component: cytosol. Gene Ontology annotation, molecular function: oxidoreductase activity. The record is from RefSeq and is a predicted model, not a curated record. NCBI's taxonomy places the organism in Eukaryota, Fungi, Ascomycota, Eurotiomycetes, Eurotiales, Aspergillaceae. The transcript has 5 exons.